Messenger RNA from Amborella trichopoda, 3250 nucleotides. Lineage: Eukaryota; Viridiplantae; Streptophyta; Magnoliopsida; Amborellales; Amborellaceae. The record is from RefSeq and is a predicted model, not a curated record.
UGUAAAGCCAAAAUAAUUCAUGGUAAAGUUCCCAGCUCUUGCAAGUGGCCAUGAAGUUAUCUUUUCUUUUGACAGUAUGUGGCCAUGAACUCUUCAUGACAUCUUUGAAAUACCAGAAUUCACAGGAGGCCAUUAGAUGAUUUCAAGCUAACUCUUUGUUGGAGGUAGAGAAGGAUGGCUGAGGCUGUGGUAAAGUCCCUGUUAGGAAAAAUGGGUGAGCUACUUCAAAAGGAAGGUCCACUACUCUCAGUUGUCCACAUGAUGAUGUUCGAUGGAUCAAAACCGAGCUCGAGAACGAACAAUUUCCUCAAUUUUGAAGGUAAAUUAAGAGAGAGAUAUCAAAUAGUGGAUGCUUUCAUUGAGCAAGUGAGAGAGUGGACCUAUGAUACUGAAGAUAUUCUUGAUGAAUUCAUUGUUCAGAUGGGGAGUAUGAAUCAAACGAGUGGAUCCAUGGGCUACCUUUUAUCUCCAGGCCGCGCUGUCAAGGAAGUGUAUAUUCGCCACCAAUUUGCAACAAACAUGCACAAUAUCAAAGCAAGCGGCAGUGGUAUUAUAGAGAAGAGGGACCAGUUCAUGCUUCAAUGGAAAGAAGAAGCAAGCUCCUCAAAUGCCACGGCAACUGCUGUAUAUUCACGAUCACUUUCCUCUUUGGUUGAGGGAGCAUAUGUCAUUGGAAUUGAGUGCAAAGUGAAAAGAGUAGAAGGGUUGUUGCUGGAAGGUGAGCCACAACUGAUGUUAAUUUCGAUCGUUGGCAUGGGCGGCUUGGGGAAACUUACCCUUGCACAUACAAUUUAUAGUAGGCGUAGUGUUAAGGAACAUUUUCGUUGCCGUGCUUGGGUUAUAGUGUCACAGUCAUUCACACCAGAGCGGAUUUUAAGCUCCAUACUAGUAGAAUUUCAGGGUGCUCAUGUACUAGAGCGUGUAAUGGAUGUGCGAGCUCUGCGACGAGAGCUGCAUGGGUACUUGGAAGGUAAGACUUUUCUUGUGGUGUUGGAUGAUGUAUGGAGCGAAUGGGUGUGGGCAGAAGUGUGCACUUCAUAUCCCGAUGCUGGAAAUGCGAGUCGGUUCAUCAUUACAGCUCGUAAUGAAGGGGCUUUACCUUCACCAAAACACAUCAAGACUGAAGUGUAUACCCUUGAAUUCCUUUCGGAAAAGGAUGCAUGGUCCCUCUUUUGCAAGAAUGUAUUUGGGAAGGAAGCAUGUCCACCAGAACUAGUGGAUGCAGCGUGUCUCAUAGUUAAGAAAUGUGGUGGUCUACCACUGGCAAUUGUGGAUAUUGGGAGAAUGAUGUCUAAGAAGAAACCAUAUGAGUGGGCAACAGUUCGCUAUUCUCUAGAGUGGGAAUUGAGCAAUCGAUCCCAAUUUUAUUUGGUGGGGGGCGAAGUGGUUAGGGGUGUUUUGUUACUAUCUUAUGAGGAUUUGCCGGCUUUCCUAAAACAUUGUUUCUUGCAUUGUUGCUUAUACCCAAAGGACUAUUUGAUUUUCCGUUCGAAAUUGGUUAGGCAAUAGAUAGGUGAGAUUUUUAUAGGAGGAAGACAAGGAAUGUUAGAUGAGGAGGUAGCUGAGGAAUACUUUAAAGACUUGCUUGAUAGGAAUUUGAUUCUUGUGGGGGGAGGGGGGGGAAUUGGUAGGAGUGAGCAUGUCGAGUGCACAUUGUAGUUCGUGCACUUGGCAUUGAUUUAUCACACAAAAAGAAGUUUGGAGUAUUUUAUUAUGACCAAAAUGAAGAACCUAACCCGAGGAGUCGGCGUGUCUCCAUGAACCGCAAUUCUACAUUGAUCCAUAGACAUAGAGAAAUGUCUUGUCUCCGGACAUUCUUCACGUUCGGCAUGGAUAGAGAAGCAGAAACAGAAACAGAAUCGGGAACCGAUUCAGUUAUGCCUGGAUUUUUGUGUAGCUCAAGAUUCAUGCGUUGUCUCAAAACCCUCCUUGAGUGCUUCAUACAUAUAGAACUAGAAACAGGGUGGGUACCUUACUCUUAGCUAUGCCUGGCUUUUUGUGUAGCUCAAGAUUUUUGAGGGUCUUGGACCUUCACGGCAUGAGGCUUAAGCGCAUGCCAGAAGUUGGGCACCUCGUUCUUGUCAGAUACUUUACAAUAGAGGGUUCAUCCUGGGAUGAUGUCGUAGAGGUCCCAGAAUCUAUCGCGAACUUAACAUGUCUACAAACCCUACACUUGAAUAGCAUGAAAGGAAGUUUGCCGAGUGGGAUCUCAAAUCUGGUUAGUUUGAAGUGUUUGAAAUUAUCUUACUGGAAUUCUUCUGGGGUGACAGGUUUAAAUGCUCCAGAAAGGAUUGGAGGCUUGACUAAACUCCAACUUUGAAAUAUGUUGCUGUUGAUUCAAACUUUGUUAAAUACCUAACCCACUUGAUGCAGCUUCGUUUGCUAAAGAUUGAGUUAAUGAGUGACAAAGAUGGGGAGGCAUUGUGCUCCUCUAUCCAAAAAAUGAAAUUUCUGCAUUCCCUCAGCAUAACCACCUCUGAGGGUACUUUACCGAUGAGGGAAUUAUUAUCGCCUUCCCAAAUGAUAACUCUUCAUAAACUGCGUCUGUGGGGGAGAUUGGAGGGGCUACCAAGUUGGUUUAAUUCUUCCCUCUCAUCCCUCACCGUGGUAGAAUUGGGCAAUUCCUUUCUGAGGAGGGAUCCAUUUCGUACCUUUCAAAAAUUGCCCGAACUUACGCAUCUGGAUAUAAACACCAGAGCAUACUCGGGUGAGCAAAUAGGAGAAUGGUGCAUCGGGGUAUCCUAAGCUUCAAUUUCUCCAUUUGACUCGAUUAUAUGAAUUGAGAGAGUGGAGAGAAGUGAAGAAGGGCGCUAUGCCCUGCUUGAGGGAAGACUGCAAAAAUCUGAGCGCAUUGCCGGAAGGCUUCCAGAACCUGUGUUCCCUUCAGACCUUGCGAGUUCGUUGCAUGUCAGAUGAGUUUAUGGAUGGGCUGAGGCAUGAAGACCGUUACAAAGUGCAGCAUAUCCCUGUUGUUCAAUAUGAUUAGCGCUAUAAUGAAAACUGAAUGCCUUUAGGGAGGUUAUUCAUGUGCAGCAUAAUAUUCAUGUUUCCUAGAUUUACUCCCAUCUUUCUCUUGAUUGUUUCCCAUGUGUUUUGCCCAUUAAACUCUCUUCAUUUGCUACUUUUUUUCGUUGUUCUUUAUUUUGGAGAAUGGGGAUUUUCAUUAUAAAUGUUGUAGAUGGGAGGUGGUUUUAGCCUUUUAUGUGUUGGGGAAAAGAAAAAACAAUAAGAAAAAUCCCUUGUUCUUUCA